Molecule: messenger RNA, 2434 nt
Organism: Myiozetetes cayanensis
Lineage: Eukaryota; Metazoa; Chordata; Aves; Passeriformes; Tyrannidae
Product: WAS/WASL-interacting protein family member 1-like
Exons: 4
Coding region: 1431-2114 (227 amino acids)
Source: RefSeq, a predicted model, not a curated record
UCAACUUGUGGGGCAGAAAAUGGACUCAGAGACCCCAAAAAUCAAAUUAUGGUGUUGAAAAUGGAAUCAAAGAGCCCUAAAAUGUCAUUUAUGGGGCAGAAAAUGGACCUGGAGACCCCAAAAAUGUCAUUUAUGGGGCAGAAAACGGAGUUGAGACCCCAAAAAAUCAACUUAUGGGGUAGAAAAUGGACCUGGAGGCCCCAAAAACGGACUUGGAGGCCCCAAAAGACCCCAAAAAAUCGAAUUAUGGGGCUGAAAAUGGAUUCAUACCCCCAAAAAUCAACUGGUGGGACUGGAAAUGGAUUCAAAGACCCCAAAAAAUGUCAAUUAUGGGGUGAAAAAUGGACUUUGAGACCCCAAAAAUUCACUUUUAAGGCAAGAGAAGGACUCAGAGACCCCAAAAAAGCCACUUUUGGGGUGAAAAAUGGACUUUUGAACCCUAAAAAAGCCACUUUUGGGGUAAAAAAUGGACUUUUGAACCCUAAAAAAGCCACUUUUGGACUCGAAAAUGGAUUUUAAACCCUAAAAAUUCACUUUUAAGGCAAGAAAAGGACUCAGAGACCCCAAAAAGCCACUUUUGAGGUCGAAAAUGGACUUUUGAACCACCAAAAUUCACUUUUAAGGCAAGAAAAGGACUCAGAGACCCCAAAAAAGCCACUUUUGGGGUCAAAAAUGGACUUUUGAACCCUAAAAAUUCCACCUUUGAGGUCGAAAAUGGACUUUUAAAUCUCCAAAAUUCACUUUUAAGGCAAGAGAAGGACUCAGAGACCCCUAAAAAAGCCACUUUUGGGGUAAAAAAUGGACUUUUGAACCCUAAAAAUUCACUUGUGGAGCAGAAAAUGGAUUCAAAGACCCCAAAAAAUUCACUUUUAAGGCAAGAGAAGGACUCAGAGACCCCAAAAAAGCCACUUUUGGGGUCGAAAAUGGACUUUUAAAUCUCCAAAAUUCACUUUUAAGGCAAGAAAAGGACUCAGAGACCCCAAAAAAAGCGACUUUUGGGGUCAGAAAAUGGACUUUUAAACCCCAAAAAUUCACUUUUAAGGCAAGAAAAGGACUCAGAAAACCCCAAAAAUUCACUUUUAAGGCAAGAAAAGGACUCAGCCAAAAAAAGCCACUUUUGGGUUAAAAAAUGGACUUUUGAACCCUGAAAAUUCACUUGUGGGGCAGAAAAUGGACUCAAAGACCCCAAAAAUUCACUUUUAAGGCAAGAGAAGGACUCAGAGACCCCAAAAAAGCCACUUUUGGGGUAAAAAUGGACUUUUGCACCCCUAAAAAAGCCACUUUUGGGUCAGAAAAAGCCGAUUUUGGGACCUCCCCCCCCCCCCCCCCCCCCCCAAAGGAAAAGCCUUUUCUGGAAGUGGGGGAGGGGCUCCCGUGGGGGGGAGGGGCCUGGAAAGGGGGAGGGGCAGAGCUUGCGUGGCCACGCCCCGAUGGAUGACGUCACUCCCCUUCUGGCCCCUCCCCCUCCCCCCCAGGCCACGCCCAAAGGGUUCAAGAGGAAGAUCUCGGUGCUCUCAGCCAAUCGCGGGGCCGCGGAGGCCGAAGGGGCGGGGCCCGGAGGGGGCGGGGCCUCCUCGGGGGGCGGGGCCUCCUCGGGGGGCGGGGCCCGGAAGCGUCGCUGGGGGAACAGCUCGGCCUGCGCCCCCCCCAAGAGACCCUCGAUCAGCAUCACAACGGACUCCCUCAAGAGCCUGAUCCCGGAGAUCCGAGGCGGGGGCGGGGCCGAAGUCCUGGAGCUCCACCCGGACGAGGGGGAGGGGCCCGAGGUGGGGGCGGGGCCUGAGGGGGCGGAGCCCGGCCCGGCAGGAGGAGGGGAGGAGCCUCCUGUGCUGGCCCCGCCCCUCAGCCCCUCCCCCACCAGGCCCCGCCCCUCCUGCCCCUCCCCACCUGGGGGCGGGGCACAACAACCCCCCCCUGAAGAUCUGCAGGACCGUCACCCAGGUCAGAAGAAACCACGCCCACCUGACCUGAAACCACGCCCACCUGACCUGAAACCACGCCCACCUGACCUUAAACCACGCCCACAAUCCUUAAGCCCCACCCACAACCUUCAAAGCCCACCCACAAUCCUUAAACCCCACCCACUGCCCUUAAACCACACCCACCAUGUUUAAACCACGCCCACAACCCUUUAAGCUCCACCCACAACCCUCAAACCCCACCCACAACCUUUAAGUCCCGCCCACAACCCUCAAACUCCACCCACAACCCUUAAACCCUUAAUCCCUUUUUUCUCUGAAAUUUUUCCUUUUCCCCCCCAAAUUUUAAUCCCUUUUUUUCCCUUAAAAUUCCCUUUUUUUCCCCUAAAUUUUCCUUUUUUCCUCUUAAAUUUUAUUUUCAUUUUCCCUUUCUUUCCCCAAAUUUUAAUCCCUUUUUUUUUCCCAAAUUCUCUUUUAUUUACCCCAAAAUUCCCGUUUUUUUUUCCCCCUUUUCC